Messenger RNA from Camelina sativa (false flax), 620 nucleotides. The record is from RefSeq and is a predicted model, not a curated record. Lineage: Eukaryota; Viridiplantae; Streptophyta; Magnoliopsida; Brassicales; Brassicaceae.
CCUAAAACAAAUCUAAAAGCAGAAAAAAAAACAAAGGAAACAAACAACAAUAUACAAAAAUGGAGGCUGAGAAAACACCACCGACGACGACGACGACGACGACGACACCGGCGACAACGACGGAAAAGAAAACUGGGCCAGAUGUGAAAGACAACGACUUACCAACCAAUAGCCCUUACAUGGCUACGGGUACUUUGGAAGAUUACAAGAUGAAAGCUUAUGGAGCUGAAGGCCAUCAAGAGCCUACGCCUGGUCUAGGUGGUGGCUCCACCGAUGCUCCUACUCCUUCAGGCGACGUACCUGCCGACGCCACCACCACCGCUGCGAAAGCUCCCUGAAAAAAUAAAGACUGAUAAUAAUUAAUGGGUUUUAGUUGGAUCGUCGGAGAAAAUAACCCAAACUUGUCGAAUGUUCAAUAACUGAUCCAGCUUCGUUUUUUCUUAACGUUUUUAUGGGUUAAUUAAAAAUGUAUUUGCGUGUAACGAUGAAUGCUAAAAUAAUUAUCUGAGUUUCAUAAGAGAAAACAUUAUCAUAUGUUUUGUAAGAAAUGAAGUUGUAAUGAUUUAGUGAUUAAUGUUAUCUUUAUUCCUAUUCGAGAGGAGAGGACCAAUGUUAUUCAA